Molecule: messenger RNA, 2724 nt
Organism: Neoarthrinium moseri
Lineage: Eukaryota; Fungi; Ascomycota; Sordariomycetes; Amphisphaeriales; Apiosporaceae
Exons: 3
Coding region: 1-2724 (907 amino acids)
Biological process (GO): regulation of glycogen biosynthetic process
Cellular component (GO): protein phosphatase type 1 complex
Molecular function (GO): glycogen binding; protein phosphatase 1 binding
Source: RefSeq, a predicted model, not a curated record
AUGUUGGCCCGUAAUGUUCGUGUCGAUAUGGGCUUGGACACGGGCAUUCGCACCUGCGGCUGCGAGACGAGAAGGAAACGGCACGCCGUCAUUCCUGCGGUCGUGGUUACCGCUGACGACGCCACACGCCUCGCGUGCUUCUACGCGCGCUCAGCCGCCCCUCCAGACAACGGCCCUGUCAAGUUCACUGACACAUGGUUUGAGGCCUGGCGCUUGAUCUUCCCCUGUUUGCCUCACGUCAAACAGAGCCCUAGGAACAGCAGCUUUAAGUCAGACCUCGACUUACUCUCCCUCCACCCACCACCUCCAUCUUCCAUCAGGCAGCCCAAAUCUCUGGGAAUGCCUUACACGCCCCCGUCCCACCGCUCCCCCGCCUCAUCAGCUCCCUCAUCUCCCGAUGCCAGUCGCCGGUCGUCGUACAGCGGCGCCUCCGGUGCCCCGUCGAGACCGUCACUGCCGAGAUCAGCCUCGUAUCUGACCAAGCACCGGCGCACGCCCUCCGCCACCCUCCCCACGGCGUCGCCGUCGUCGCGCAAUGACUCGGCGUUGGACCUUACUCCUCCAGGGACGUCUGACAACCUGAAAGGUAUGGUCGCAAGCCACAGCACCGCACCGGUACGACAGUCGCCGCCGCCAAUCACGGAUGCUCGUUCCAUGCCGGCGGGCGCAAUCAUCUCCCCGCCGGACUCCCAAACCUCUAGCGAAGAUGAGGGGGUCGCCGGAGAGGAGACCAGAGGGCGGCAAAUCGAGAACCUGAAGGAGCUGAAGGAUGCGAUAAGCUCGAUUCCUCAACAUCGAGAAAGUUCGCCCAACCGGAAAUCAGCGGCGUCACCUGGUGACCUGAUGGUGCUGCCCAAGCAAAUUGAGCACUUGGUGGAUGCUGUCCAGGACAGUCUCAAAAUCGAUACCACUCAGACGAACCAGCGCAGGAUAUCCCACGCCCGCUCCAACACGGAGCCUAACAUCAUGGUCUCCAAGUCUGCAGAUGCCUCUGUGACAACGUCAGAUGAGUCGGAUCAAGAUGAGCCGCUACGGAAACCUCAGAUGGUACGGAAAAAGUCCGGCGAGCUGGUCAGGCCUGCGUUGCGACCUGCUGCUCACAGAAGGCCUUCCAGCAUGCCCGGAACCCCGACCUUCUCGAAAGCUGUGCACUUUGACUCGCAUCUCGAGCAUGUGCGGCACUUCCUGCAAGUAGACCGACCGUUGGCAGUCAGCGCUGGCUCUUCCCCUGCCGAUGCCUAUGAGAGCGACAAGGAAUAUCCGUUUGACGAGAAGACGGGACCAAGGUCGCCACCUUAUGAGUGGGAACUGGUGAUGAACAAUUUCCCUGGAGAAUCACUCAUCCGCAAGGCCCUCCCCGCUAGGGUGGAACGCGUCUGGAUGUCCAAUGACCAGAAGUCCUUGAUCGGAUCUAUCGCCGUGGCCAACCUGGCUUUUCAGAAGCGCGUCGUCUGCAGAUUCACUUUUGACUACUGGAAAACAACCUCGGAGGUUUCAGCAGAAUACGCCCAUGAGAUAAGACCGCGCGAAUCGGAUACGGGCCACGACCGGUUUCAGUUCACUAUCAAGCUCUCUGACCUCGCUAACCUUGAGGCAAAGACUCUGUUCUUCUGUGUGCGUUACACGGUCAAUGGCAUCGACUACUGGGACAACAACAACCACCUGAACUUCCAGGUUGACUUCCGCAAGAAGAUGUUGCCCCAGAACGGCAAGAAGAACUUUCAAGGUGCUUCAUCCCGUCCGCUGAACUCGCUUCCGCGUAGCAACAGGAGGUCCAACCCAUCAUCCGCUGCUCGCCCGAAAACUAUGCCCGCCGGCACUCUAGAUGAGUUUGGUCACGACGGCAAAUUCAUCAGCUUUGACCAGCCAAUUCACGAGUACCUCGGCGAGGUAGAGCCGACCGUCAUCCGUCUGAAGAGCUCCAAGUCGACUGGAGCUCUCCCCAGUGAUAACUUGGCCAACCGCCUCUCUGCCCCGAGUGGACUCGCCUUUGCCAACAGAUAUGAUUUCGGUGCCUCGCUCAGCGCUGCCAAACAGGCUCACAAGGAUUCCAAAGGUAGCCCUCGGAGCGACGGCCUUUACAUGAAGGCCAACAAGAAGGCUUCAUUCGCGACACCCCAAAAGGCUACGGCUGCCAUCGAGUCGGAUGUCAAUCCUAUUUCCCCCCUCUCAGCUGUUGCCACCAAGGUUCCCGGAACGGAUUCUCCAGCCUCUGCUAGCAUGGCAUCGGCAUCAUAUGAAGAGAUUGUCAACAAAUACUGCUUUUUCAACGGAUCGAAGCAGACCAGCCCCGUUAUCAGGGAUGGAACUCUGCAGGUCAACCAGUAUGAUGGUCCGGCUGAGAUGUUUCAGACGCGGGGAAGCAACAGCGCCAACUCUAGCACCAAUGGCAGUCCGAAUUUGGCUGAGAACGCACAGCACAACGCCCUACGCUAUGCUAUCCACCAAAACCUCAACCCGUAUUUUCAGAAUUCACAUAUUGCCAUCGGGGCCUCGCCGGCAGAGUCUCCUUUGAACGGACCUCAGUCUGCUAUCGCUCGCCGAGCUCUCAGCCCGCCGACAUCGGGAUCACCGUUAGGUGGCUCACCAGCACCUAUAACUGGUAACUACGGUUCUUUGGCUGGUACGUCGCCCGAGUUCGCUGUCGAUGCGUCUCCUUUCCGCGCGCAGGAUCGCUUUCCGUUUACAUCAGACGCUCAUUCUUCGACAGCAAUUAGGGGUUGA